Messenger RNA from Tilletiopsis washingtonensis, 1726 nucleotides. RefSeq names its product FAD/NAD(P)-binding domain-containing protein. Lineage: Eukaryota; Fungi; Basidiomycota; Exobasidiomycetes; Entylomatales. The record is from RefSeq and is a predicted model, not a curated record. The transcript has 10 exons. Gene Ontology annotation, molecular function: NADH dehydrogenase activity. The coding region runs from base 91 to 1422 and encodes 443 amino acids.
AAGCUGCCGAGCGCUCUAAGUGAAUCGCCGCAGCAGCGGUGCGGGCCUGAAGGAUGUUGCUUGGCCCCUUUAACGCGCUGAACGAGGCUGAUGCGCGUGCCCUCGCAGGACAACACCGAGUACAACAUCGUUGUUAUCGGCAAGACCAACUACUUCCUGUACACCCCGCUGCUGCCGCAGGUGACCGUCGGCACGAUCUCGCCGCGCUCCAUUGCGCAGCCCACGCGGCACAACACGCGCUACAAGACGCGCGAGGUGCAGGUGCUCGAGGCCGAGGCCACCAAGAUCAACGCCGCCGACAAGACGGUCGAGUUCGAGGAUGUCAGCAACAUCUACGGCCUCAACAACGGCUCGGUGACGACGAUUCCGUACGACUACCUCGUCGUGGCUGUGGGCAGCCAGAACCAGACGUUCGGCAUGAAGGGCGUCGACAAGAACGCCUUCUUCCUCAAGGAGCUGGCUGACGCGACCAAGAUUCGCUCGCGCAUCAUGGACCUCAUCGAGAAGGCUUCGCUCGUGGGCCAGAGCGAGGAGGAGAUCGACCGGCUGCUGCACCUGGUCGUUGUCGGUGGUGGACCCACGGGUGUCGAGUUUGCCGGAGAGUGCCACGACUUUAUCCAGCACGACCUGUCGAAGUGGUACCCGCAAGUCGCCAACCGCGUGCGCGUGACGCUCGUCGAGGCGCUGCCCACCAUCCUGCCCAUGUUCUCCAAGAACCUCGUCGAGUACACGGAGAACACGUUCAAGUCGAACAAGAUCACCAUCAUGUCGAAGCACCAGGUGUGCGACCUCGACGAGGAGAAGGUGACGAUGAAGAAUCCGUCGGGCGAGAAGAUCGAGGUGCCGUGCGGCAUGCUCGUCUGGGCCGCCGGCAACACGAGCCGGCCGAUCAGCCGCGACCUGCAGUCGCAGCUCAAGGACAAGCAGACGGACCGCCGCGGCCUCAAGGUCGACGACCACCUGCGCCUGCUCGGCGCCGAGGACAGCAUCUUUGCCAUCGGCGACGCGACGGCCACUGCAUGGGCACCCACGGCGCAGGCCGCCAGCCAGCAGGGCAAGUACCUUGCCAAGAUCUUCGAGCAGCUCGCAAACGCCGACAAGCUCGACCUGCAGGCCAUCGAGGCCAAGAAGAACGGCGCAGACGCCUCCGAGGUGGCGCGCCUCGAGCGCCGCGCCGCCCGUGCGGCCCGCAUCAAGCCGUUCGAGUUUGUCAACAACGGCGUGAUGGCGUCCAUCGGCAACGACCGCGCCAUCGCCGACGUGCCGAUCGGCGGCGCCACCGUCUCGGCCAAGGGCACGGCGACGUACCUGCUGUGGCGCUCGGCCUACCUGUCCAUGCUCUUCUCGCUGCGCAACCGCACUCAGGUUGCGCUCAAUUGGGUCCAGGUGUGGACGUACGGCCGCGACCUGUCGCGCGAGUAAGGCAGACGGCCACGAUAGCGCCUCGAUGGCCGCAUCACACGAGCGCGGCACGUCUGGGAGAUCUCUAAUAGCGCCGCCUCCGGUGCACCCCACUCUGCCUCGUCCUCGGCGACGGGCUCCUUCUGUCACGCAGCGCUCGAUAACCAUAGACUGUUUCCUUCCUCCGCGCGUGAUGAGGCCGCGCAUGCGCCGUUGCCGGCGGGCUGGCCCGACGCGCGUGCGCGAUGUGGCGCUUCUAUUUCAUCGCCCGAAGGCUCUAGGCGAGGCCGCCGGCGUGCAGCCACUUGUUCGUCAUGACGAGCGC